AUGAGCAAACCAAACAAGAAGAAGACUCGUCAAUACGCGGUGGAGUUUUUGAAGUUUGGAUUCAUUCCUGAUGAGCAUGAUGAGCGUAAACCGUUUUGCUUAUUAUGUAAUCAGACGAUGAGCAAUGAGUCAAUGAAGGCAGGUAGGCUGGAAGCGCACUUAAAGGUAAGACAUCCUAAUAAUUCUAAUUUAGAUUUGGAAUACUUCAAAUCAUUGAAAGAAAAAAUUAAAAACCGAACAAAACUCACUUCACUAUUUCAUGCAAAACAAGCGCUUCAUACUCGUGCCCUUGAAGCCAGCUACGAAAUCUCCUUGCUUAUAGCAAAACAUGGAAAGAAUCACACUAUUGGAGAGCAACUGAUUAAACCUGCUAUCUCAAUAUUCUUAAAAACUGUAUUACAAAAAGAUGAUGGAGAUAUCAGGACUAUGCCACUCAGUAAUAACACUGUCUCAAACAGAAUAGAUGAAAUGGGGCAAGAUGUUGAAAGCCUGCUCAUUGAGAAAUUAAAAUUGCGUAAGUUUUCAUUACAAAUGGACGAAUCCACAAUCCGGGACAGUGAGGCUCUGUUAUUGACUUAUGUGAGGUAUAUUGACCACGAGGAGUUUCAGGAAGAGAUGCUGUUCUGCGAAUCGUUUGAAACCACCACAACGGCAAAUAUUUACAUCAAAAUCAAACAUUAUUUGGAUGCAAACAAAAUACCAAAGGAAAACUUACUGGCAUGUGCGGCAGACGGUGCACAUGCCAUUAUGGGCAAGAAUACGGGAUACUUAAAAAUGAUGAAGGAUGAAAAUCCAAACAUGUUGACUGUCCAUUGUGUAAUACACCGAGAAAACUUGGUUGCCAAGAAAUUGUCCCCUGUUCUUAACAAGAUUCUUCAAAGUGUGAUCAAGUGUGUCAACAGCAUUAAAAGAAAUUCUAAAUCUGAACGUCUUUUUAAGCAGUUUUGUAUAAAUCAAAGUGCCGAACAUGUUCGAUUAUUGCUUCAUACAGAAGUAAGAUGGCUAUCAAGUGGAAACUGCUUAAAGAGGUUCAUGGAAUUAUUUGAUCAGAUUAACGACUUUCUUAGUGAUAAAUGUGAAAUGAAAUUGCUGUCAACAACGGAUGGAAAAGCAUUUGUCAGUUAUUUGACAGACAUAUUUGAGAAACUUGGAAACUUGAAUAAACAACUUCAAGGUGCAAACAUGACACUUAUUGAUGCAAAAGCAAAGAUUUUUGGAUUUAUUACAGCUCUCGAAUUAUGGAAAAAGAAAUUUUCCAAAAGAAAUUUCAGUGAACUUUACUGGUUGAGUAAAUGUGAAAUAACGAAUGAUGCUGGCAUUGUAAUUAUUGAUCAUUUAAAUAUCUUGAUAAAGGAUUUCAAUGACAGAUUUUGCGAUUUAAAGGCAAUGAAUGUUCCUUCUUGGUUAACUCAACCGCUUCUGAUUAACGUUUCUGAUGCUACAAUCCAAUACCAAGAAGAGUUAUCAGAAUUACAACAUGAUGAAUCAGUGAAGACUUUGUUUAAGUUGAAAGUACAAGAUGUGGCUAUAUGA
This is a messenger RNA of Octopus sinensis (East Asian common octopus), 1533 nucleotides long. Its product is annotated as SCAN domain-containing protein 3-like. The record is from RefSeq and is a predicted model, not a curated record. NCBI's taxonomy places the organism in Eukaryota, Metazoa, Mollusca, Cephalopoda, Octopoda, Octopodidae. Bases 1 to 1533 code for a protein of 510 amino acids. The transcript has a single exon.